Messenger RNA from Papilio xuthus (Asian swallowtail), 3520 nucleotides. It is a transcript of the gene Syn2, whose product is annotated as Syntrophin-like 2. The coding region runs from base 381 to 2042 and encodes 553 amino acids. Lineage: Eukaryota; Metazoa; Arthropoda; Insecta; Lepidoptera; Papilionidae. Gene Ontology annotation, cellular component: intracellular anatomical structure; dystrophin-associated glycoprotein complex. The record is from RefSeq and is a predicted model, not a curated record. The transcript is spliced from 14 exons. Gene Ontology annotation, molecular function: structural molecule activity; protein binding.
UACGAGUGCCGCGAGCGCAGGAUUGGUUACUCUGCCACUUAUCAGCUGACUUGCGACUACUCGACUCGCAUAAUUAUCGUUAAAUCGCGUUCAGUUGCGAUCUGUUCAUUUAGUUGUUGAGCCACAGUUCAACUCUAUGUGAUCUGAACUUCUAAGCCGUCUCAGACCAUAUGUACACAUGUCUACUUCGCAUUUGCACGCAUGACAUGAUUUAUAGUAUUGUGAUAACGUGUUUUACUGGCCGAAGUUAUUUAACGAAAAGCUUGUUUGAUUGAAGUCAGAACAAAUGACUAUCAAAAUGUUAAAUAUAGUGUUGUUAAAUUAGUGUGUGAAAAUACAGCAAAAGAAUUUUAAUUUCGUUAUGGUGUGCAUGUUUCACAAUGAUGACACCUAUUGAGGAGAAAAAAGAUGAGAAAAUCCGCAUGGGCAUGGUGCAGGUGUCAGACGGCAAGUCGCGGCCGCGGCCCGCGCGGCUCGUCCUCACCAUGGAUGCGGUGACGGUGCAGCGCCCAGCGCCCGCGCCCGCCCCGCCGCCCGACCGCACCGUGCCACACGCCAGGGAGCGCAUGGUGCAGAUCACGCGGCAAAAGGUGGGGGGCCUGGGGCUGAGCAUCAAGGGUGGCGCGGAGCACAAGCUGCCCAUACUCAUCUCUAAGAUAUACAAGGACCAGGCCGCAGACCAAACGGGACAGCUGUUCGUCGGCGAUGCUGUCAUUAAAGUGAACGGGGAGUACAUAACGGCGUGCAACCACGACGACGCCGUCAACAUCCUGCGCAAUGCCGGCGACAUCGUCGUCCUCACCGUGAAGCACUACCGCGCCGCCACGCCCUUCCUGCAGAAACAAGCGGAGGCGGCGUCGGACACCGACAGCAGCACCGGCGACGAGCACCCCUCCCACCACAACCACCACAAUCACCACGCGAAUACUCUCGACGACAACUGCAACUCCGAGCGCGCCGCGGACGACGCCGGCUGGCAGAGUGCUUGGAGCGCGGAGGAGGGCAGUCGGCCAGCGUCCCGCCCUCCGUCCGCCGCCUCCGCGCACACGCCGCUCGCACACGCGCCCCACCCGCACACCGCGCAGCACAACGCGCAGGACGACACGCACUGGGUCGACGUCGUCUCUGUUCCGUUAAUGAUGGCGUACGUCACCAGAUACGUGCCGGGGACGGACAAGCUGAGGCCGGGAGCUUUCGAGGUGCGGGGGGCGCGCGCGCACGUGACGACGGGCGUGGUGCACGCGGAGGACCCCGCCGCGCUCUCGCAGUGGCUCAAGAGCAUCUCCGACAACAUCGUGGGCCUCACCAACCUGCAGAUGAAGCUGUUCAACCGGCACCUGGCGGGCGGCGAGCGCAUCGAGUACAUGGGCUGGGUGCACGAGGGCGUGGUCAGCGCCGCGCAGCCCUGGCAGACCUACCGCCCCAAGUUCCUCCUCCUCAAGGGAACCGACGUCAUGCUCUUCGACGUGCCCCCGAUGAACAUAACGGAGCUGGCGAAGUGCCCGGAGACGCUGAAGGUGUACCAGACGAUGUUCCGCACGGUGAAGGAGAGCGAGACGGUGGACUGGCGCCAGCACUGCUUCCUGGUGCAGGCCAGCGGCGCGGGGCCCGGCGCUGCGCCCGCCGGGCCGCGCUACUUCAGCGCCGACACGCGCCGCGACCUGCUGCGCGUCGAGGCCGCCUGGACCCACAACAUCGUCAACUCCGUCGUGCGUCUCGGGAAGAAGACGUUCACGGUGGUGCACGGCGGGCGCGCGGCGGGGCUCACGCUGGACUGGGCGAGCGGGUUCUCGCUGAGCGAGGGCACGCCCGGCGCGCCGCCCGUCUGGUCAUACAGGUUUUCACAGUUGAGAGGUUCGAGCGACGAUGGCAAAUCAAAGUUGAAACUGCAUUUCCAGGACACGGAGACCAAGGUUAUCGAGACUAAGGAGCUGGAGUGCCAGAUCCUGCAGAGCCUCCUGUUCUGCAUGCACGCCUUCCUCACGGCCAAGGUGGCCUCCGUGGACCCGGCCUUCCUCGCCUCCAUACAUCAGUCCAAUUGAUGCUGCGAUGCGAUGCGAUGCGAUGCGAUGCGAUCUCCGGAACGCGUCGGUUACUUUCAUUUGUCAACUGGUGUAUGUAUGUAUGUAUGUAUGUAUAACAACUCUAUGCAUUACGUAAUACAAUCCAAUUUUGAUUGAGUAAUUUAUCAUUAAGCUUAUUUAAAAAGGAUUUGCUCAUGUUUUAAAUGUUAUUAUAUAGAAAUGUUGUGAAAGAUUUUUAUUGGAGGUUAGUUUUCCGUAUGACUAAUGUUUGAGGUUUAUAUAAUAGUUGUAAAUGUUUAAUGUGUAUAAUAUUUUAUUUAAUAUUCAUUAAUAUGAUCCGGUUAAGUAACGUACAAUAAGUUCUUAAACUUUUAAUCUCAUCUAUCGAUCGAUCGAUCUAAAAGUUGACUUUAGUAAAAUGUAAAACGGCAUAUUGCAGGAAUGUGUUGUGUUGCGAAGGCCUAACACAGAUGGAAGCAGCGAAUUUAAAUCUAUGUUUAUAUUCCUUGUUUAAUUUUACAUUAGUUACAUUUGUAAAUAAUUUUUGGUUAGAAAUGUGUGUUCAAACUACUCUUUUAUAUUUGACUGGAGUCAGAUAGUCUUCCUCUAAAUGUUCUAACAAGGAUCUCAUUAUUUAUGUAGCUAUUGUUUAUCUUGUGUUUCCGAUGUGUUUUAAGUUUCUUGUAAAACACCAAGUGGUUAAUGAGGUGUUUUUUUUUUCACGAAUCUGAAUUUUUAUCACUUGUACUAUUUAAAAAAUAGUUUGAAAUUACCAGAUAGUUCUUAAUUAUUUGAAAAAAUCAAUUUCUUAAUGUUCUCGAAAACAAAUAGAAAAAGAAGCGAACGUUAAAAGUAAAUUUAAUGUAACAAAAUGUCGUAGAACUACAAUAUUGAAGUGCAUAGCAAAUCGAGGAGUCGCGUGAAUCUUAUUUUGUUUAGAGUUGUACUAGCGCGUAGUGAUAGUGACAGAGAUGCGUGUUGCGUGUUGCGUGGUGCGUGGUGCGUGUGCAGCAUCCCCCGCACUCUGUCGCGUCCUGCUCGAAGGACUUGGAACAGUGUGAGCACAACAUAACACAAGUCACGUGAACGCGUCUUUGUGUAUUUGUACGUGUCACGUCUUCUAUUAUAUUUAUAAUUAUUCUCACUCACAAUGUCGUCUACAAAUUAGAUUUUCUUAUAGAAACUAUUUUUAUUUUUAUUAAAUCUCAAAAAAAAAAUAUAAGUUUUACCGACUGAUUGCACCAAAGAUUAUAAGUAUUUUAUUAUUCUUGUAUUUCUAAGAGUUUCGCUUUUUCUUUAGAUUUAGUAAUAAUUAAUAUGUAAUUUGCAUUUAUUUAUAUAGCGUUUACUAAAUAUGUUGUUACCUUUACUCCUGUUAGGCUUUCAUUUAAAUAUAUAUUUGACAAUGCUCCUACCUUCGUAUACGUUUAGGCCAUUACAAAUUCGUCGUGAAGUAGAUCGUAUUUGUCAUUGUACAGUGGAAUGUAAUGUACCCA